Messenger RNA from Dictyostelium discoideum AX4, 1629 nucleotides. RefSeq lists its product as hypothetical. Gene Ontology annotation, cellular component: cytoplasm; cell periphery. Gene Ontology annotation, molecular function: protein serine kinase activity; ATP binding; protein kinase activity. The transcript has 5 exons. NCBI's taxonomy places the organism in Eukaryota, Evosea, Eumycetozoa, Dictyosteliales, Dictyosteliaceae. The coding region runs from base 1 to 1629 and encodes 542 amino acids. The record is from RefSeq and is a predicted model, not a curated record.
AUGAAUGUGGAGAGGAAGUUAGAAUCUUUAAGUCUUCAACAGCAACAACAAGAAGAACAACAAGAUGAAAGCGAACAGCCAAAUCAAGGAGUUGAAGAUGAGGAAGAAGAAGAAUAUGAUGAAGAGGAAUAUGAAGAAGAAGAGGAAGAUAUAAACUUUUCAAAAGAAACAUUAGAGGCUGCCAUGGCAACCAAAGUUUCAAUUGAACAAUAUUAUACAUCACUUUUUAAAUCAUUAAAAGAAAGAGAUGAUAGACGAUGCUUUUUAGAGAAAAAAAUGGAAGAAUUAAAUUUAAGAGAAGAACAAAAAUCAGUAAAGAGAAGAGAAUUGGAUAAAAAAGAAACAGAGUAUAUUAAAUCAAGAAGAAUCAGACUCACUGGUCACUCUUUUGAAUCAAUCAGAAUCAUUGGUAGAGGUGCUUUUGGUGAGGUCAGAUUGGUAAAGAUGAAAAAGAAUAACAAAUUUUUCGCAAUGAAAAAGUUGGAUAAAUCAAAAAUGAUUGAAAAGCAUCAAACAAUACAUGUAAGAAGUGAACGUGAUAUUUUAGCUGAUAGUAAUAAUAUUCAUGGAAGUAAUCCAUGGAUUGUUAGUUUAUAUUAUUCAUUCCAAGAUGCAAACUUUUUAUAUUUAAUUAUGGAAUAUGUCCCAGGUGGUGAUAUGAUGACACAAUUAAUUAAAUAUGAUACAUUUACAGAAGAUGCAACUAGAUUUUAUAUAGCAGAAACUGUUUUAGCACUUCAUUCAAUUCAUAAACUUAGUUAUAUUCAUAGAGAUAUUAAACCUGAUAAUCUUUUGAUCGAUCAAAAAGGACAUAUAAAGGUUAGUGAUUUUGGAUUAUGUACAGGUUUACAAACAAAUAGAGUACCAACAUUAGCAGAAAUUUAUAAAAAAUAUGAAGGUGAUAAUAAUAUUAGAGAAGAGGAUCAAACACCACAAAGUAGAUCAGCUAGAUUUGAUUCAUGGAAAAGACAGAGAAGAGUAUUAGCAUAUUCAAACGUUGGAACACCAGACUAUACUGCACCAGAAGUAUUGAUGAAAGAUGGUUACAGUGCAGAGUGUGAUUGGUGGAGUGUUGGUGUUAUUAUGUUUGAAAUGUUGGUUGGUUAUCCACCAUUUUGUUCAGAAUCAAUUAGAGAAACCUAUCAUAAGAUUAUGAAUUGGAAACAAACAUUACCAAAAAUCAUGGAAGAAGCAAAAGCAGAAGUAAACUUAAGUCCAGAAGCACAAGAUCUCAUUGAACGUUUCCUCACCGAUCCAAUGACUCGUAUUGGUUUUAAUGGUGUCGAGGAGAUUCAAUCUCAUCCAUUCUUUAAAGGUGUCGAUUGGAGAAGACUAAGGGAAACCAGACCUCCAAUCAUUCCACAACUCUCUUCACCAACCGAUACUUCAAAUUUUGAUCACUAUGAAGAGGAACAACAACCUGAACCAAUGCAACCAGUUCAAUCAAAAUCAAGAAGAAAGAUCACUUCUUUCGAUAUCCCUUUCAUUGGUUACACUUAUCGUAAUUUUGAUGCCAUGAGAGAUGCCUUUGGUAGUGUAAACAGUAGAGAUGCCUUUGGUAGUAUAAAUAGUAGAGAAGCUUUUGGUAGUAUAAAUAAUAGAGAUUCUUUACAAGGUGCAAAUAUGUAA